GCGAGAAUGGUUGUGCUAUUUUUAGACACUGGACUUUCCAAACAUGUGUUUUUUCAUCGUUGACCUAGUUUGAAUUGUAAAUAUGUCAAAGACGGAAUUCUCAGAGCAUCCUGUGUACAAGGAAAUAGCAGGAUUUGGAUUUACUACAGAUUCCAAGACAUUACAAGCAUUUAAAAUAUACAUGGACCUGUGUGAAGCCAAAGGUUGGUGGAAUGUGAAGUGUCAUGCGUGCUCCGAGUUGUCACGCGUGUUUGUGUCUGGUCACGCAAACAGAAACACGCCACGUGAGCUCGUGCUUCCAGUAGGCGUUGAGGAGACCCUCAGCCAUGACGUUAUCCAGAGUUUCCUUAAAACCGUGCGAUUAGAAGGAUAUUCCACAGAAUCUCUAACGCUGGGCCUGUGUUCUGGGGACGGAUCUGCAGUUUACUACCGCUUGACUGAUGGCCUCUUGCCUCCCGAGCCACCUGACGUCACCGAGUGGAGGAAGUACAGGCGGGAGGAGAAAGGGAACCUACAGCGAUAUCACCAAGGAGAGCAGACAAAACAAUACAUCGCCUUUCAACAACAUCAGCAGCAGGAGCAACAGCAACAAUUAAAAGAACAACUAACGGACACUUGAUCUAUAUAAUAAAUAUUAAAUAAAUUUUGAUUUACUCAA
Messenger RNA from Mya arenaria, 658 nucleotides. RefSeq names its product tRNA-splicing endonuclease subunit Sen15-like. Lineage: Eukaryota; Metazoa; Mollusca; Bivalvia; Myida; Myidae. The transcript has 5 exons. Bases 83 to 619 code for a protein of 178 amino acids. Gene Ontology annotation, molecular function: nucleic acid binding. The record is from RefSeq and is a predicted model, not a curated record. Gene Ontology annotation, biological process: tRNA splicing, via endonucleolytic cleavage and ligation.